This is a messenger RNA of Fundulus heteroclitus (mummichog), 2719 nucleotides long. RefSeq names its product PDZ and LIM domain protein 5-like. The transcript has 6 exons. NCBI's taxonomy places the organism in Eukaryota, Metazoa, Chordata, Actinopteri, Cyprinodontiformes, Fundulidae. The record is from RefSeq and is a predicted model, not a curated record. Gene Ontology annotation, cellular component: filamentous actin; adherens junction; stress fiber. Gene Ontology annotation, molecular function: actin binding; muscle alpha-actinin binding. Gene Ontology annotation, biological process: muscle structure development; heart development; actin cytoskeleton organization. Bases 80 to 817 code for a protein of 245 amino acids.
UUCUCCAUUUGUGUUUCUGUACAGUGAGGACAAUGAGGAAAUACAGGUUAACACCCACGAAUCCGCUGUGGUCAAGACAAUGAUCAAAGGAACUGCUUCAAACCACGGCCAAAGGAUACAGAGUGGCUUGAUUGCGCCGUCUUUUGGAAUGAAGGGUAAUGGCAGUGCCAGUGUCCUCACGGGUCCUGUUUUAGCCCGACCUGUGCCUCAAACCCACCCUAAAGAUGAGGACACCCUGGUCCAGAUGGCAGAACACAUUCCUGCUGGGAUGCGAACCCCCAUGUGUGCCCACUGCAACAUGGUGAUCAGAGGGCCUUUUUUGGUUGCAAUGGGAAAAUCGUGGCACAAGGAGGAAUUUAACUGUACCCACUGCCAUACAUCUCUAGCAGAUAUAGGCUUUGUGGAAGAAAAGGGGUCUGUGUAUUGUGAACACUGCUAUGAAGAUUUCUUUGCACCAACCUGCAGCCGCUGCCAGACCAAGAUAUUGGGGGAGGUGAUUAAUGCUCUGAAACAAACAUGGCAUGUCUACUGCUUCAUGUGUGCUGCCUGCCAGCAGCCAAUCAGAAACAACACCUUCCACCUGGAGGAUGGAGAACCCUACUGUGAACAAGACUUUUACAACUUGUUUGGGACUAGUUGCCAUGGCUGUGAGUUCCCUAUUGAGGCUGGAGACAAAUUUCUGGAGGCACUUGGUUACACCUGGCACGACACCUGCUUUGUUUGUGCUGUGUGCUGCACCUCUCUGGAGGGCCAGACCUUUUUCUCCAAAAAGGAUAAACCUCUUUGCAAGAAACAUGCUCUAACGGUGAAGAUAUGAACCUUCAAACGGCUCUCUGUCUUUGCUCUCUUAUCAAAGGAUGCAGAAAUACUGACCUCCAGGUUGGAGGUUUCUGCUUUCAGAGGACGUAACAGUGCUUAUAUUUACUGGGGGGUUUAAGGUUUUGACUAAGUUAAAUGUGGUGAACAACUAAGCAGAUUAAUUUUAUUUUAAUUCCUUAAAGGGGACAUAUCUUGCAAAACCCACCUUUUUAGCCCCUAAUUACAUUGUAUUGUAUACCUGAAGUCGUUAGAAAUGCAGACAAUUUGAAUUUUGUCUUUCCAGGAGUUACACAGAUAUCUUUAUAUUCUUUUUAUUCAUAUUUUUCAGUAUUCUCUGGUUUCUAUUAUGCUUUUUGAUCAGUAUUGUCACAGUAUUUGCUGCUAAACUACUAAACAAGAUCAUGGACUUCUGGCUUAACAAUUUCGAGAUCUGCCAUUUUUAUUUCUUAGAGCGAUUAUGUAGUCCAAGGAUGACGAAACUAAGAGCGGAUAAGUCAUUGGCUAAUCAUAACACUGUCCUCCAAUAUACUACAAAAAUGCCCGAACUGUGUGAAUUAAAUGCUUUACGACCUGGAGGGUGGUGGGGUGUGAAGUGCCUCCUUUACAUUCAAAGAGACCUCACCAAAACGAGUUGCUCUCAGAUGCACAUCAGGGGUAAAUCGGGGAUGUAGGGGUAAAUAAACGAGGAAUUCCGAGUACUGCGGUUUCUUAUAUAGACCACAACUGAAUGAUGUCAAUGUGAAAAGGAAGAAUUGAAAAGCAUGAUAUGUCCCCUUUAAAUAAAUGUAUUGUACUUACGCACACAAGAAGUUGCACUGUUAGGGUAUUAUCUUUGUAACACCACAGUUAUUCAUUUUCCCCUAAAUAGAAAUAGAAAUUUUUGUUUUAUUAAAUGGUCCUGAUAUUACUUUUGAUUGUGAAACACAUGGCUGGUUUGUCUGUAGACAUAGAAUAGAAUCUGCCCCACUUAUUACAAAUCACUGAUUCACAUUGUAAAAACAAGAAAUGUACAGCAUAUUCAUACGUAAACCAUGAGAAUGUGUUACAACAGAAUGACAUGAGUAAUUAUUAUCCAUGAAACCAUUCAGAUUUUCAUAUAGUUAAAUCUGAUUUACAGAUUAUUAGUUAUUUACAUUAACCUUUACAUUCUUUUAUGUCUCUAUAUUCAAGAACCAUUUUAAAAUAGAGCUCAAAAACUUAAAAUCUACAUUAACAUGAACUAAAUUUGGGUGUAAUCAUUUAAUUGAAGGUUUGAACUAAGCUGCUUGGAUAAUUAUUGGAUUUUUCAUCCUAAUUGUAUUUUCAAGGCAUAUGUCAAAAAAAAUAUUUCAUGUUACUAAACAGAAAAAAGGGAUACAACAGUUCCUGUUAUAUCCUAUGUAAUAAAGGUUUCUAAACAAUAUUCUUUAUUCUGGGGGGUUAACCAAAGUUCCCAAAACACAUGAAGUAAAUAAUUAGAUAACAAGUGUUAAUGUUUUUUCAUUAAUUAUUCUGUUAUAUUUUAAUUUCACCUCAAAAAUGAUCUAAAAGACAGAUGUUGCAGUAGUUCUUCAAGAUUAAAUCGUUUAAAUCCUUCAAUCACAGUCUGUACCGUACAACUUUUUAACCCGGAGGAAAGUUUGCGUUUGUUGUUUUUUGCAACUUGUAUGGUUAAUAUCAUUUAUAAAAGGGGGGGGGGGGGGGAAAGCCUUAUUUUAUACUGAAUCAGUGAUUAUUUGUGUACUUAUUUUGGAUUUGAAGGGUGUUUCAUUGUGGGACCAACAAGGGGGUUGUAGCGUGUGUGCAAUGGUAAAAAAAAAAAGAAUUUAAAUGUCAAUUUUUAUUAUCUAUCACAUACGUUUGAAAUGAAAAAUAAUAAUAUCCGUGUUGUUUAAUAAAUUAUGAUUUUUCAACCCUCUAA